Molecule: messenger RNA, 1810 nt
Organism: Carcharodon carcharias (great white shark)
Lineage: Eukaryota; Metazoa; Chordata; Chondrichthyes; Lamniformes; Lamnidae
Gene: cfap157
Product: cilia and flagella associated protein 157
Exons: 9
Coding region: 41-1708 (555 amino acids)
Biological process (GO): sperm axoneme assembly
Cellular component (GO): ciliary basal body; cilium
Molecular function (GO): microtubule binding
Source: RefSeq, a predicted model, not a curated record
GGGAUAAUCCGGUUGCUAGGGGAAGGCGGCUCCUAGCAACAUGCGAGCGGUGCGGUCCCGGCGGGGGAUGAAGGGACGGCAGAGCGGCAGCGGGGCAAACAUGUUGCCCAAGAAGAGAGGCCAGCUGCCGCUUGAUGAUAAGCCAGAGCCGCUGACCGCCGUGGAGAGGGAGCUGUACAUGAUCCAGAUCAAAGAUCUGGAGAGCACAGUGGCCAAGUACCAGGAGAGAUUAGAUGAACUGGAAGUAACAAAAAAUGACACUGCUGAAAAGCAAGAGCAGCUCGGUAAAGACUUGCACGAUGUCAUCGCCUACCUGAAGAAGGGUCUGAAUCAGAAAAUUGAUGAGAUUGCCGAUCUGAACGACAAGAUAAUUGGUUUGAAACAAGCCAAGGACAAUGAGAAAGAUGCCUACGAAACUCAGCUGACGCAUUUACAUCAUGAGUUUCAGGAAACUAAGGACCAGCUCACAUCUGAAAAUAUGAUUUUAGCUGGGAAGCUGGAUGCCCUUGAGGAGUUUCGAGUUCAGAAGGAGGAAUUGAUGGCAAAGUUUGCUGCACUUGAAGAGCAGUUAAAGAAUCAGGAGCAUAAGCACAAUGAAAUUAUUUAUAAUUUGGAGAGGAGGGCAGUGGUGGAUAAAGAUAGGUUAAAGAAGGAAUUGUUUUCACGAGUGAACGCUGUAGCUGCAGAGUUCCGUCGCGUCUCAAAAAAGCAGGUGGCAGAGACGACUAAAAGGGCCAUUCGUGAAAAUGCAUCCAUCAGCAACCAGCUGGGAAAGAUGUCAGAGAAAAGUGUAAAAAUAAUCAAGGAGAAUGAUGAGCUUAAAUUAGAAGCAAAGAAGCUGUGGCGAACCAUUAAUCUCUUGGAGGAGAGUCAGAAAGAACUGGCCAAAAAGAAUCUCAGCAACCUGAAGGUUAUCCAAAUGCUGACUGAGAAAUGCAAACAGCAGCGGGAAUCACUGGUAGACUGUGCACAGAAAGAUAAGGUGGUCCCGCAACUUGAGUUGGACAUCAAGAAACUCGAGGGAUUGAAUGAAUCUCUAAGGGAAGAAAUAACCUCUCUGAAGAAGCAGUUGGAAGCAAAGCAAUCUCAUUUGGAGAAUCAGAGGAGCCUCAUGGAACAACAGGAAAUGCGCAGGAAACAGGUGGAGAAAAUCCUAUCCGAUGCUGCCUAUGCUUUGAAAGAUGCUCUACAGGACAAAACAGAAUGUGUGGAUGAAGCCUUUCCUACUACCAAUCUAGAGAAGACGGAUUUGGAGGUGCUGCUGUACACUCAGCGCAGUCAAAUGAUGCAGAAACUGCUGCUAUUACUGAACAGUGCAGCCAUACUCGGACUUGGGCCUUCGCUGGGGGAGUUCAUUAAAGACAAGCUACCUCUCUUAGAACACAAACCUCCAAACCUGCAGGGGAGAUAUGCUUCAGCCUCUGCUGCCAUCAAAGGGCCAGGCAUUCUGCCCCAUUAUAAAGUAGGUGAUCUGGGUCUGGUUCCCAGGCCCAAACAAAUGACUCGCAGCGUCGCUGAAAAAGUGGGCCAGCUGUCGAAGACAACACGUCUUGAUUUACUCAGGCCAUUUUCGCAAUCAGCACCAACCCAAAUGGCAUGUUUGCCUAAGGAGUCAGCUACUGCAGAUCAGGAAAUGCAGGCUUCGAUCCUGCCCAAAAUUGCUGCGGCAUGCUGCCUUCAAGACCAAGUUUGUAAUCAAACUAGUUAGUUUUUAAUAAUUGUUGGCAAGUUAAUAGCUAACCUCAAUUAGAUUAAUUGUCAAAUAGUAUUCUCUCUGAAUUUAUUGUUCUUUGUCCAUGAUUUUGAUCUC